AUGGGCAUAGUGGUGUCCAGAGUGACUAACUGUCGUGUAGAACCAUCCAGAAAACGCAGAAGCGCCUUGCAACCAAAAAACAACACCCCCUACAGGAAGGUCAAUGGUACUAUCAAAUCAUCCCAAUGUCACACACUGACUCCAGUGCAGAGACAGACCCAAGUGUGUGAGCCUGAGGUGCAGGAGGUGUUAAUUCCUACCUUCCCAGAGAGGGUAAGUGUGCAGAGAGGCUACAUCACCCCCCAGCAGGUAUAUAACCUGUUGAACGCAGAGGCUGGACAUCCCGCUCUACAUGAUCCGAAUUACAUCCUCAUCCUGGACUGUCGCAGUGCAGAGAGGUACAAGCAGAGUCAUCUGGUUACAGCCAGGGCUAGUGUGACAGUGAUCCACCCAGAUCUGGGCUGUCUGAUCAGCUGUGUGCAGCUCCAGGAGUUCUCUAUCAUAUUGUUGUACGCUGAGGAGGGCCACAGCCCAGUGGGCAGUUUGGAGGCCAGGGCAGCCUCCCCGUUCCUCCAGCGCUGCUUCUUCCAGCUCAGUGACCUGGGCAUGGACCCUGUCAUCCUCCUAGGGGGCUUCACCGCCUUCCACACCCUCUACCCCUUCCUCUGCAACUCCCGCAUGGCUCUUCUAGAGCCCGACAGGUACGCCCUCACCAUCUACCCCUCUGAGAUCCUGGAGGGGGAGCUCUACCAGGGCUCAGCUGCUCAGGCCUCUGACUACCACAUCCUUGAGAACCUUAACAUUACCCAUGUGGUCAACGCUACGGCUGAAUGCCCUGAUGCAUUUCCCAGCACCCUCAGCUACCUGAGGCUGCGGCUGAGCGAUGACGCCCAGCAGGACUUAGUGGAGGCGCUGCCCCAGGCUGCGAGGUUCAUCGCUGGAGCCCUGAGCAGCGAGGUUGGGGGUAGGGUGCUGGUGCACUGCAGCAUGGGGCGGAGCCGUAGCUCAGCGCUAACGCUAGCCUUCCUAAUGCAGCACCAGCGCUGGACACUGCUGCAUGCCAUCCGCUGGCUGAAGGAGAGGAGAGCAUGCACGGCGCCCAACGUGAACUUCCUGCGGCAGCUGUUGACCUACGAGGAGCAGCUGUUCGGACGAAGGCUUACCUCGCUGGACGAUAUCCGCCUGUGA
This is a messenger RNA of Oncorhynchus mykiss (rainbow trout), 1128 nucleotides long. NCBI's taxonomy places the organism in Eukaryota, Metazoa, Chordata, Actinopteri, Salmoniformes, Salmonidae. The record is from RefSeq and is a predicted model, not a curated record.